Quercus robur (English oak) is the source of this 939-nucleotide messenger RNA. RefSeq lists its product as uncharacterized. The record is from RefSeq and is a predicted model, not a curated record. Bases 1 to 939 code for a protein of 312 amino acids. NCBI's taxonomy places the organism in Eukaryota, Viridiplantae, Streptophyta, Magnoliopsida, Fagales, Fagaceae. The transcript has a single exon.
AUGGACAAAAGUUGGAUGGAGAAGCGGAGGGGUACAAGGGAAUAUUUUGAAGGUGUAAACCAAUUCGUGGAAUUUGCUGCUCCAUCCGCGCGCAAUGGGAACAUCUUAUGUCCUUGUGUGAAAUGUGUGAAUUUGCUUAUACAACCGCUAAAUGUGGUACGUGAGCACUGUUGGGCUUCGGGGAUGCUUAAAAAUUACAAAGUUUGGAAAUUUCAUGGUGAAUCGGCGGCUGCUACGCCAGCUACCGAAUGUGGGAGCUCUCAUGUGCAAGAAACCCAAAAUCCAUAUGGUGAUUUCCAUGGGAUGUUGCACGAUUUGUGCCCCCCGCAUGAAAUCCCACCCGAACCAAUGGAAGAAGGUCCAACCGCGCAAUGUCCGGGUGAAGGUCCGAAUGAUGACGCCAAGAAGUUUUACAAGAUGGUAGAUGAUGUAGACAAACCUUUAUAUGAAGGUUGUACAAAAUUUAGCAUUUUCUCAGCCAUUGUCGUGUUGUUCCAGUUGAAGACUCUGUGUGGUUGGACAAAUAAGUCAUUUACUCUGUUGCUUCAAGUCCUGAUGGAUAUGCUUCCUUCAGACGCUAAGUUGCCAAAGGACCAUUAUGAGGCUAAGAAGAUAGUUCGAGAUUUGGGUUUGGGUUAUGAGAAGAUCCAUGCUUGUCCCAAUGAUUGUAUGCUGUUUUGGAAGCAAAAUGUUAACCUCGAGGCGUGUCCUUGUUGUAAAGCUUCAAGGUGGAAAACAAAUGAGGCAUCUGUUGCUAGUAAGCAUGCUUCAUCCAGUAAGGGGAAGAAGAAAGCUGCGAAGAUCCUACGGUGGUUCCCCUUAAAGCCAAGAUUGCAGCGACUAUUUCUGUCACCCGAUCUGGCUAGUUCUAUGAAAUGGCAUGUUAAUGGUCGUACUGAUGAUGGGGUAAUGCGGCAUCCUGCUGACUCAGAUGCAUAG